Messenger RNA from Triticum turgidum subsp. durum (durum wheat), 747 nucleotides. NCBI's taxonomy places the organism in Eukaryota, Viridiplantae, Streptophyta, Magnoliopsida, Poales, Poaceae. The record is from the annotation of a GenBank genome assembly.
AUGCCGAUCAUGCAAGCGCUGGGGCGGAGCACGGGGCCAGUCCACGUGGCGCGGCGCCUGCUGAGCAGCCGCGCGUUGUCGCUGUCACCGCCCGCCUCCCCGCAGCCACGCUACGGGAGCAUCAUCACCGUUCUGAGCAUCGACGGCGGCGGUGUCCGAGGGAUCAUUCCAGGCACCAUCCUCGCUUUCCUCGAAGAGAAGCUCCAGGAGCUUGAUGGGCCGGACGCAAGGAUCGCGGACUACUUCGACGUGGUCGCAGGGACGAGCACCGGAGGCCUGGUGGCCACCAUGCCCAACCCCAAGGGCCGCCCGCUCUUUGCCGCCAAGGACAUCAACAAGUUUUACCUCGAGCACUGCCCGAAUAUCUUCCCUGCCAUCUGCAAAGGGCCUAUGGGUUGGCUCAGGAGCAUGAUGGGGCCCAAGUACAACGGCCAGCACUUGCACUCGGUCGUGAAGGAGCUGCUCGGCGACACGCGAGUCCAUCAGACUCUCAAGAACAUCGUCAUCCCCACUUUUGACAUCAAGCUCCUCCAGCCUACCAUCUUCUCAACCUAUGAUGAGAUGAGGGAUAUCUCCAAGAAUGCUCUUCUGUCGGACGUCUGCAUUAGCUCGUCCGCCCCGCCGACCUACCUCCCCGGCCACCAUUUUGAGACCAAGGACAAAGACGGCAAGACCCGGGCCUUCAACCUAAUCGAUGGAGGCGUCGUGGCUAACAAUCCGGUAACUCGUGAAAGCUGCUGGCGAUGA